Messenger RNA from Ananas comosus (pineapple), 1070 nucleotides. RefSeq lists its product as uncharacterized. Lineage: Eukaryota; Viridiplantae; Streptophyta; Magnoliopsida; Poales; Bromeliaceae. Gene Ontology annotation, molecular function: oxidoreductase activity. The transcript is spliced from 7 exons. The record is from RefSeq and is a predicted model, not a curated record. Bases 116 to 883 code for a protein of 255 amino acids. Gene Ontology annotation, cellular component: chloroplast.
CCACUCCCCCGCGCGACCUUCUGGAGAAUUCUCCACUCCUCUUCUUCUUUCCACCACACGCGCGAAGAAGAAGAAGCUGCAGAGUUUCGUAGAGAGCUCCCUCUUCCGUACGGCCAUGGCGGAUGCCCCUCGUAGUACGGUCCUCGUCACCGGCGCCGGUGGCCGCACAGGUCAGAUAGCGUACCGGAAACUGAAGGAGAGAUCCGAUCGGUUCGUGGCGAGAGGCCUCGUGCGCACCGAAGAGAGCAAGGAGAAGAUCGGAGGAGGGGACGACGUUUACGUGGCCGAUAUUAGGGAUGCGGAUCGUAUAACCCCCGCUGUGCAAGGAAUCGAUGCCCUAAUAAUCCUCACGAGCGCCGUCCCCAAAAUGAAGCCCGACUUCGACCCUAGCAAAGGUGGGAGGCCCGAGUUCUACUACGAAGAUGGAUCAUACCCUGAGCAGGUUGAUUGGAUUGGGCAGAAGAAUCAGAUUGAUGCUGCCAAGAAUGCAGGGGUGAAGCAUAUAGUUUUGGUUGGAUCGAUGGGAGGAACAAACCCUAACCAUCCAUUGAAUAGCCUUGGGAAUGGCAAUAUAUUGGUAUGGAAGCGAAAGGCGGAACAGUACUUAGCAGACUCAGGAAUACCUUAUACAAUUAUUAGGCCUGGAGGGCUUCUUGACAAAGAGGGGGGCGUGAGGGAGUUAAUUGUAGGGAAGGAUGACGAACUUCUUCAGACAGACACAAAGACAAUCCCAAGAGCUGAUGUUGCAGAAGUCUGUGUUCAGGCCCUGCAAUUUGAGGAAGCAAAGUUCAAGGCAUUCGACCUGGCGUCAAAGCCGGAGGGUGUUGGUACACUGACAAAGGAUUUCAAGGCGCUCUUCUCCCAGAUCACCACUCGAUUCUGAUUAGGCCCUUAAUUAUGGCGUACAUAGGUUACUCAGAUUGCAUAAAGUUGGUCAUUACUGUAGUUUUAAUCUGAUGAACCCAGCCAAUUAUUACCUAUAAUAUGGAGAGGGAAUUAAAAGUGAUUAUUGAAUGCUACCAUACGCUAAUAUUUCAAAAUUGCCUAUGGUUGUUUAUGGUUGUUUUAUA